Vitis riparia (riverbank grape) is the source of this 974-nucleotide messenger RNA. RefSeq lists its product as uncharacterized. Gene Ontology annotation, cellular component: mitochondrial matrix. NCBI's taxonomy places the organism in Eukaryota, Viridiplantae, Streptophyta, Magnoliopsida, Vitales, Vitaceae. Bases 64 to 678 code for a protein of 204 amino acids. The record is from RefSeq and is a predicted model, not a curated record. The transcript has 3 exons.
AAAUCAAUUUCGAUUGAUAUUUAUGUUCUAAUCAUUGAGCGAAAGGGCGAGACAGUGUUGAGGAUGCGGAGGGUAAAUGGUAUUUUGCGGCAGAGCCAGAAAGCCCUGCAAGAUCUGGAUUUGCUCAAGGUACUCCAAUCUGAGAUCAGACACGAACAAUCCCAUGAUCGAUUUCAGAAUUAUCAAGGCGGUAAUCCGGGAGAUUUCGCGGUGGACUGGGACUCACCAGCUUCUCAAGAUGUGGUUUUGCGGAGGAAGUGCGAGUCGGGUGAAGAGGUCGCUGUCUCAGCCCUUCUGAGUCCCAUAACCUUUAGAAACGAGGAGGGUUCAUUUCCAAGGGACCUUCUGAUGAAGGUGUGUGUAAAGAAACCUGGUUUGAGUCCUGUUUUGCAGUUUGAUUGUGGAGUUUUUAGCAAAGACCAUGAAAGGUUGGAGUUCAACAUCCACAGUGCAUAUUAUAUUCCCUCACCGGCUUGUCUGAAUCCCUCAGCCUACAGAGGGCCCUCAUUCAGUUCGUUGGACCCUAAUUUACAGGACGCACUCAAGGAAUAUCUACUAGCCAGGGGUAUCGGAGACGACCUGACCAACUUCCUUGUCAUUCACCUGCAUAAAAAGGAGCAAACCCAAUAUAUGAGCUGGUUGCAUAAACUGGAAGCUAUGAUGGCAAAGGACGAUUGAUCUGAAGAGUGGCCAUCACCAGGUUUAACUCAUACAUGCCCCAUUCAUUGUUUAACAUGCGCAUUCCAUCUUCUGUUGUCGGAAAAAAUAAAUAAAUAAAUAACUCUUUUUCCCUUUACAUCUCAAUCUUUAAUCAGUAAUGGAGUUUAUUUUUAAUUUUUUUCCCAGAGCUAUAUUCACUUAUAACCAUGCCGUAAGCUUGUUAGAAUCUUUUACUAUUGAAAUUGGGAACUUAUGAUGGGUUCCCUUAAAUUUAUUUGAAUUUGCUCUGAUGUUUGAUGGGCAUUUCUUCAUUC